UUAUAUACGAAUUUGAGGAAAGAUCCAACCACAAAACUCUAUUCUACACGGUCUUACCUGCAUUUCUGAAUUUCACUUUUUUCUACAUAAAUAAACAAACUGAUUUGAUAAAGUUUUAUUUUACUUUUCUUCCUUUUGUUUACCAAAAAAAAAAAAGAGGAUAAAUCAUUUAGCCUUGCACUGAACUAGUACAUGGCGGCCAUCCCCUCUAAUGAAAUGGUGCUUGAUGAGCUGAGACAUGGAUUCGCCCAGUUUGAGCUGGUUACUUCUCCAGUUGCUUCAGUUUCUGCUUCCAGUUACAGAUCUCAUCAAAGAGGAAACCCAUUUGCCGUUUUCUCUGGCGCCACUGGUCAUCAAUUUUUUGCCAGAAUAGGAACCUCACUAGGUGGAGCUUCACCAGCCUUAAAAAAAGUAGAACAUUAUUCAGUACAGAAAAUAACAGGUGAUGGGCGCUGCAUGUUUCGUGCACUGGUAAAAGGGAUGGCUUAUAACAAAGGCGUGAAACUUCACCCUCAAGAUGAAAGAGAUGAUGCAGAUGAAUUAAGGAUGGCUGUAAAGGAAGCUAUUUGUGAUGAUGAGAAGGAACUUCUUAAAUAUGAAGAGGCCUUGGUUGCCAUUACAGUUGAGGAGUCUUUGAGACGAUAUUGCCAACGAAUUGGACGGUCUGAUUUCUGGGGAGGAGAGUCAGAGCUACUGGUAUUAUCGAAGUUGUGCUGCCAGCCAAUUAUGGUAUACAUACCAGAACAGGAGCAUGGAGGAAGGGGCUCUGGUUUCAUUCCUAUUGCAGAAUAUGGAGCUGAGUUCCGUAAAGGUUCGAAAAACAGAAAGGUUGUGAGGCUCCUUUAUAGUGGGAGGAACCAUUAUGACCUACUUGUAUAACAACUUUCUCACAUUCAAGAGUUUUAACAGUGUAAUUUUUUCUGAGAAGCCAAGUAUGUUCCACUACUUAA
Molecule: messenger RNA, 950 nt
Organism: Solanum dulcamara
Lineage: Eukaryota; Viridiplantae; Streptophyta; Magnoliopsida; Solanales; Solanaceae
Product: OVARIAN TUMOR DOMAIN-containing deubiquitinating enzyme 3
Exons: 8
Coding region: 193-879 (228 amino acids)
Biological process (GO): endoplasmic reticulum unfolded protein response; protein deubiquitination
Cellular component (GO): cytosol; nucleus
Molecular function (GO): cysteine-type deubiquitinase activity
Source: RefSeq, a predicted model, not a curated record